Molecule: messenger RNA, 1503 nt
Organism: Candida tropicalis MYA-3404
Lineage: Eukaryota; Fungi; Ascomycota; Pichiomycetes; Serinales; Debaryomycetaceae
Gene: KRE62
Product: Kre62p
Exons: 1
Coding region: 1-1503 (500 amino acids)
Biological process (GO): fungal-type cell wall organization; (1->6)-beta-D-glucan biosynthetic process
Cellular component (GO): plasma membrane; endoplasmic reticulum membrane
Molecular function (GO): glucosidase activity
Source: RefSeq, a predicted model, not a curated record
AUGUCAUCAACAGCGUCAUCAUCGUACUUAACUUCUAAAAGAUUCAAUUAUCUAGAUAAUCCAUUUUAUUAUAUUGAUAAAGAACUUGAAGAUAAUGUUGAACCUAAAAAUCAGACAAAACCAAAAAUUGACAUUAAAAAAAGUUUUAGAUUUAUUAUUGCCAUUGUUGUAAUAUUAUUGAUUUUCAUACUAGCUAUAAUUUUUGCAAUAAUGAGUAGUUUUAUUAUUAAUAAUCCAAUUAGAAAUGGAGAUAAAAUUGAAAAGCUAACUAAUAUAACAUAUCCUCAAUUAAAAGCCAUUAGAACAAGUUUAAUUGAUCCAGAUACUCCCAAAAAUGUAACUAAUUUUCAAGAUAAUUGGACUCUUGUGUUUUCUGAUGAAUUUGAAAUUGAUGGUAGGACAUUUCAUGAAGGUGAUGAUCAAUUUUUCACUGCUGUUGAUAUCUAUUAUUCAGCAACCCAUGAUUUAGAAUAUUAUCUUCCACAAAUGGUUACUACAACUGAAGGGAAUUUAGAGAUUACAUUUGAUAAAUUUAAUUAUUCCGGAUUGGAAUACGUGUCAGGUAUGAUUCAAAGUUGGAAUAAAUUAUGUUUUAAUAAACAAGCAAGAGUUGAAAUUAAAGCCAAAUUACCCUUUGAUAUCAAACAUGGAUUAUGGCCUGCUGCUUGGUCAUUAGGAAAUUUGGCAAGACCUGGUUUUUUAGCAACUACUGAUGGUACUUGGCCAUAUACUUAUGAUGAAUGUGAUUCAGGUAUAUUACCAAAUCAAUCAACUUUAAAUGAAGGAAUGUCUUAUUUACCAGGUCAAAAAUUAAGUAAAUGUACUUGUUUAGGAGAAGAUCAUCCAAGUCCUGGAAUUGGAAGAGGAGCUCCUGAAAUUGAUAUUAUUGAAGGUUUAUAUCAUUAUGAUAAAUUUUGGGGUGUACAAACUUUACAAGUUGCACCAUUUGAUGAAUGGUGGAGACCAGAUUAUGAUUAUGUCGGAAUUGAAAAUACAAAUAUCACAAUUAUACGUGAAGAUAUUGGCACUGUUUAUCAAGAAUCAAUUUCAUUGGGAACUCAAUUAAACACAAGUGAGUUUCAUAUUUUCACAAUGGAAUAUAAAAGUUCAUUAAAUGAUAUUGAUAGUUAUAUUACCUUUGCUAUUGAUGGUAUAACAACAUUUUCAAUUAAUGGGUCAGCAUUGCAUCCAAAUGAUUAUAUUGGAUGGAGACAAAUCACAAAAGAACCAAUGUCUUUGGUGUUCAACAUGGGUUUGUCAUAUAUGUGGAAUCAAGAUUUGAACACUGAUGAAUUACAACUACCAAGUAAAUUCUUAAUUGAUUAUAUUCGAAUUUAUCAACCCAAAGAUGCAAUUGAAAUGACUUGUGAUCCUAAAGAUUACCCUACUGAUGACUAUAUUAGAAAUCAUAAAAAUGCUUAUGAGAAUUCAAAUUUAACAUCUUGGAAAUCUGCUGGUUAUAGUUUUCCUAAAAAUUUAUUAUUAAACCAAUGUAAAGUAUAA